CACACUUUUACCUAUCUCCUAUCUUUUUCAGGGAAUUUCAACUCUGCAGAGCUUAUAGACCUCACAUCUCUUCCAUGGAGUGCAGUGCUUGCAAUCUGACUCUGAGAUGGUCCAUGCAUGUGGAAGAAUCCUUAUCCAGGACCAACAACGCAUUUCAGUAAAGAAGAACUCAAGAGUUCGCCCAAACACUUCAAACAACCAUGGGUUCCUUAGAGAAUGAGCCUCCAUCUGCAGCAGAUCAUGGCUUCAAAGGAUCAACUCGGCCUGAGACGUUUCUGCUGGUGCUGAAUGCUCCUCAACCCCCAUCUCUGUGGCAAGAGCUCUCAGGAUCAGUAAGAGGUGCAAUCUUUCCUCGAGGAAACCAGCCUUCUUCACUGACCAAAUGGGCAAUCUCAGUGCUCCAUGGCCUGUUUCCAGUGCUUCACUGGGGAAGAAACUAUAAUCUCAAGUCAUUUAGGAGUGACCUGAUGGCUGGUCUCACUCUUGCAAGCCUCGGCAUUCCGCAGAGCAUUGGAUAUGCUAAUUUAGCUAAACUGGAUCCUCAGUAUGGCCUCUAUACAAGCUUUGUGCCACCUCUAAUAUAUGCUGUGAUGGGUACUUCAAGAGACAUAGCAAUUGGCCCGGUUGCUGUUAUUUCUCUCCUUCUGUCCUCCAUGGCUCAGAAAGUUGUUGAUCCUUCUGUUGAUCCUACUGCUUACAGAAAGCUUGUGAUCACAUCAACCUUCUUUGCUGGAGUCUUCCAAGCUUCAUUUGGAUUCUUCAGAUUGGGCUUUAUAGUGGACUUCCUUUCACAUGCCACAAUUGUGGGGUUCAUGGGAGGAGCAGCAAUUGUUAUAGGACUGCAGCAGCUGAAAGGACUUCUUGGGAUCAGUCACUUCACAAACAACACUGAUGUUGUUUCGGUCGUCAAGGCUGUUUGGGUUGCAGUUCAUCAUUCUUGGCACCCCGACAAUUUUCUCAUCGGAUGUUCAUUCCUCAUAUUCAUCCUUAUCGUGAGAUUCAUAGGUAUGAGGAAACGGAAACUCUUCUGGUUGUCUGCCAUAACUCCCCUGCUUUCAGUGAUUAUAUCAACCCUUCUGGUAUUCUUGACAAGAGCAGAUAAACAUGGUGUUAAAAUCAUUCAAAAAGUUAAAGAAGGAUUGAAUCCAAGUUCGGUCAAGGACAUACAGCUGACUGGAUCACAUGUUGCGGAGUCAGCAAAGAUUGGCCUCAUUUGUGCAAUCAUAGCUCUCACAGAGGCUAUUGCUGUUGGCAGAUCAUUUGCUGCUGUAAAAGGAUACCAACUGGAUGGCAACAAGGAAAUGGUAGCAAUGGGCGUCAUGAACCUUGCUGGAUCCAUGUCUUCCUGCUAUGUUGCAACAGGUUCAUUCUCUCGGACGGCCGUAAAUGUGAGUGCAGGUUGCAAAACGACAGUAUCGAACAUAGUCAUGGCCAUCACUGUGUUCAUAUCAUUGCAAUUGCUCAUGAAGCUCUUAUACUACACACCAGUUACUAUACUCGCUUCGAUUAUUCUUUCGGCUCUUCCAGGCCUCAUCGACAUAAAAGAAGCUUACAACAUCUGGAAAAUUGACAAGAUGGAUUUCCUAGCUUGCUUUGGAGCAUUUCUUGGUGUAUUAUUUGGAUCGGUGGAAAUUGGCCUUCUGACUGCAGUUCUCAUCUCCUUUGCCAAGAUCAUCAUAAGUGCACUUCGGCCCAGCGUAGAGAUGCUUGGAAGGAUCCAAGGGACAGACACAUUCUGCAGCAUGAGACAGUAUCCAUCAGCUGCGGAAACACCGAAUUUGAUGAUACUCCGCAUCGAUUCACCGUUCCUUUGUUUCAUGAAUGCCAAUUUCAUAAGAGAAAGGAUUGUAAACUGGGUAACAGAAGGGCGCAACGCAAUGAAGGAAGAAACCAAAUCAGUCAUCAUCGACAUGACAAAUGUUAUAAACAUUGACACGUCAGGCAUCUCAGCUCUUGAAGAAAUCUACAAGAAGCUGGCCUCUGCUAGUGUUCAGCUAGCUGUAGUAAAUCCCGGUUGGCAAGUGAUUCACAAGAUGAAGUUGGCCAGGCUUGUGGAGAUGAUUGGAGGAGCAUGGAUAUUCCUCACUGUGGGUGAAGCUGUCGAAGCAUGUCUUGGUGGUGCCAAGAAGGAAGACAACUGCAAUGUUUGAAGCUGUAUCACCUGUGUUGUAGCAAUGGCUCUGUUGCUUGUGCUACAAAACUGAAUUAGACCAACAAUUCUCCGUUUUGCUUGUUGCAGUCCUAUAGAAAUCUGAGUGCUUAUCCAGCAAAUGUACCAAAACAUGACAAAUCUGUUCACCAAGGCCUUAUGAUCAUACUAGUUAUUGGAUCUUUCUAUA
Molecule: messenger RNA, 2339 nt
Organism: Musa acuminata subsp. malaccensis (wild Malaysian banana)
Lineage: Eukaryota; Viridiplantae; Streptophyta; Magnoliopsida; Zingiberales; Musaceae
Product: sulfate transporter 2.1
Biological process (GO): transmembrane transport
Cellular component (GO): plasma membrane
Molecular function (GO): secondary active sulfate transmembrane transporter activity
Source: RefSeq, a predicted model, not a curated record